AGGAGUUGUCCACCACCGCGAUUGCGGCCUUACCGUCAUUGGGUGGUGGUUUUCCAGCAAACAACCCUUUUGGCGGCUUGGAUUUUGGGCAGCUGGGGUUGGUCGCUUCGCGGGCUUUGGGCCGCAACAGCAAUGGCAGUGGCACCAGCAACAGCAACAACAGUGAUCCCGCGACUCGUUUCGAUUGGGUCGGAGGACGCGGCUACGGCGUGGAAGAGCUCAUAGAAGACGCCGGGGGCACACCGCCUCCGCAGGCAUUAGGUGCCAUGAUGGGCAUGUGGCCGGACGAAGACACCACCUCCGCCGCCUCUAUCGCGACGGUUGGCUCAAAUGUAGACUUCAGCUGGUUUGUCGGAUGCGCUGACGCAAAACAACGGUGGCGGAUGCGUGACUUGACACUGCGUGAGGAAGUGGAUGACAAUUGUCCACUUCUAUGUGGGUUUGGGCCGGUAACGGACAGUAAGUCAUACGAAGCGUUUCGAAAGGAGAGUCGCGCCUUUUGGCAGUUUCUCGCCCCGGUGCUGAAGGACCCCAGUGUAUCCUACGGCCCGCAGGUUAUUGUGGGGGCGCAAAGUGAGAUUCUGUUUGUACUAAACCUCAUGCUAUCCACAUUCUUCUUUGGGGACGUCUGGUGCAAGCUACGGGAUUGUCACUGGAUCAAUGCCGCAAGCCGAUUUUAUGACUCUGCCUUUGAUUCACGAGCACAUCCUCACUCCUUUUUACCGUACAUGGAGCAGUUACAGCGGUCGCUGGAGCUUCGCCAGCUCCCGCGCUUCUUGGAGCCAGCCGAGUCCAGUGGGGAGGGGGUGAGUGCGGAAAGAGGAGGACAAGAAAGGAGUGAGGAGGACGAGGAGGAGGGCGAGGUGAAAAGCGGUGAACCAGGUGAGGUGCAGCAGAAGAACACAAGCCGGAACAAAAAGAGCAAUGGUAGCAAUAAAAAUCAGUGGGAGCGAUUCCUUGUUGCGGCGCAGUUGGGUGAGGACACCGAGGCAUUUAUUCGCCACGCCGCUUACCAUGGAGUAUCCGACGAUGACGAUGGAUUUGAUGAAAAGAACCAUCAGCACGACCCAAACACGAUUCGAAAGUUAGAGCUGCUGCGCGGUGUGCAGGAGUUCUGGAACGCGCAGGACCGUCGCGAGUGUUCCAUGCUCCACGAAGGUGAAACCGCCAAGGAGUCGGCACCACUUGCGCUCAAAAUUGCUUUGACGUUGGCUCGGCAAAACGAGGACAGUUGUGUGGAGACGUCUGCCUGUCAUGCUCUGGAGGGAUACUUACGCUGUUUUUCCUUCCAGUGCGUCAA
Trypanosoma cruzi is the source of this 1300-nucleotide messenger RNA. RefSeq lists its product as uncharacterized. The transcript has a single exon. Lineage: Eukaryota; Euglenozoa; Kinetoplastea; Trypanosomatida; Trypanosomatidae. The record is from RefSeq and is a predicted model, not a curated record. Gene Ontology annotation, molecular function: phosphatase binding. The annotation marks the transcript as partial. Gene Ontology annotation, cellular component: Cul4A-RING E3 ubiquitin ligase complex. Gene Ontology annotation, biological process: ubiquitin-dependent protein catabolic process.